AUGCUUUUGUCGAGGUGGUCUCGGGUGUCCUUGCUUGCUCAAAUAUCGGCUGCCUUGGUGAUCUCUCUCGCCGGUCAUGCUCAAGCUAAGUUUUUAAAAAGUGAGUUCACACUCUUCCGAGCAAAGAUUGCCUGCAAUGCCCUGACUCCUCCAGCGGACCUGAGAUGGCCGGUCUUUCGGAAAGCCCAGGGCGACCUCCAAGCAAGCCUCACCGAUCUGAUGAUACUGAGAGAACCUGAUAACGACCCGGUAUUUGAGAAGGCCAUGCAUGUGGUUGACAAUCUCGCGACUCAAUCCACCUGCCAUCAAGCCGCAGCGGCUCAGUUGCUGGUCACUUGUAAGACCGCUGGCGCAACCAUGACGCGAGAUCAAGGGAAACAUGAACUCCUGGAAAGAGCACAGUCAGUCUACGCCGUCCGAGUGGCUGUCUGCGAGACGGGCGAAGGCAGAGCAGCAGUUCCCUCUGCAUGCAAACCAAUUCUCGAAAUCCCUCAGCGGCUUGAUCACGAGAUUGACGUGGUCAAUAGCAAAAUUCUGGCCUCGUGUCUCGGAGCGUUGAUCACGGAACAUUACUACUGGACGAGCUACAGCAACAGCAGACAAGAUGCUCAAACUUUAUGUCAAGCUACCACAAUCGAGUCCACCAGACUGGAAGCCCUUCAGUCCUACCAAAAGCUCGCACAACUCCUUCCAGAGCUUCGUGCCGCAAUGGGAUCAACUCAGUCGCAGUGGCUGGCAUUUCUCAGACAGCAGCAGGAACAGAUCCGGCAUGUGAGCAAUCUUCAGCAGAAAAAUCAAGACGAACGUCAAGCGCAGCAUAAACUCGAGCUUAGCAUUUUCCGCGACGCUAUGAAUACGGCCAAAGGAGGCCUACAUGACGUGUUUCAGAAUCUGCACCGACGCAUAGCUGGUACCGACCAGAGCGUGGCCCAGACUCGCGAGGCCCUCAGAAACGUGUUUGCCGAUUUUGCCAAACUCCGCGAUUUACUGCACGAAGCGAUUGCAACCACGGGUGAGAAACACGCCGAAGCAGCUGCUGUCCAAAUGCAGGAGAUGAACAAUGUCCACGAGCUAGCCCUUGCCACCACAAAAGCUCUCAAAAGCAUGCAGGCGGGCGGAGUUGUCCAGGGUGUUAAUGAAAUUCUCUAUGGAAUACAGGACCGGCUCGAGGGGAUUGCCAGUGCACAAUCCGCACAGUUAGCGAGCACUGAACACCAUCUGCAACUCAGCGGCAAACUAUCGGCGGCUCAAGAGGCCAACCUGGCCCUGGGCGAACAGAUCAAACAUUUCACUGCGUCUCUUGCUUCCGAACUCGAUACUGCAAGCGCUACAGCGAGACGAGUGUCCACUAAAUUGGACCGAGUCAAUCAGGCAUUGACGCGCUUUGAGGCAGUUUCUGCUGUACUCAACUCGCUUUUUGCGGUCAUCACUAUACCGUGCCAAGUUGCGGAACAUCUUCAUUUAAGACUACUGGGACUUUUUUCCAUGCCGGCCUUACUGCUGUCAUUCUGGAAGCAACGAAUGUAUUCAUACAUAACGAUGGCUUUCUACGUAUUCCUAGAAAGCCUGAUAUCGUUGAUAGAGGAGCACCACGACAACGUUAUCUCCUUCAAGCAGCUGUUGGUUGCUGCGAUGGGGUCGGCCGUUGUCCUCUGCUGUUUCCUGCUGGCACAAAACCGUCCCAAGCCUCAGCGAAGAGCGACGUUGCUUCGAAAAUCCAUCGAAGAAAAGCACUGCCUGACAAUCGCAGAACGCUUCUCCAUCGAAAACAGACUGCGCCAUGGCAAACGCACACGACCUUCUGGAGACCGAUACCGACGAGCGGCGACUGUGUGCUAG
This is a messenger RNA of Fonsecaea erecta, 1839 nucleotides long. RefSeq lists its product as hypothetical. Lineage: Eukaryota; Fungi; Ascomycota; Eurotiomycetes; Chaetothyriales; Herpotrichiellaceae. The record is from RefSeq and is a predicted model, not a curated record. The coding region runs from base 1 to 1839 and encodes 612 amino acids. Gene Ontology annotation, cellular component: endoplasmic reticulum membrane. Gene Ontology annotation, biological process: karyogamy involved in conjugation with cellular fusion; nuclear membrane fusion involved in karyogamy. The transcript is spliced from 5 exons.